Molecule: messenger RNA, 3766 nt
Organism: Drosophila serrata
Lineage: Eukaryota; Metazoa; Arthropoda; Insecta; Diptera; Drosophilidae
Gene: LeuRS
Product: Leucyl-tRNA synthetase
Biological process (GO): leucyl-tRNA aminoacylation
Molecular function (GO): ATP binding; aminoacyl-tRNA deacylase activity; leucine-tRNA ligase activity
Source: RefSeq, a predicted model, not a curated record
UUUAGUUACGGCCACACUGGCAGAGGUAAACACGUUGCACUGCAAAUUAAUUUUUUGUUAAGUGCUGCGAACUGAAUAAAACAAUUGUUUUAAACAAUUGCACGGUCCCUCAACGCAUUAACAAUGGCCACAACCGAGCGAAAGGGCACCUUUAAGGUGGAGUACCUCCAGAAGAUCGAGCGUGAGGUGCAGGAGCGAUGGGAGAAAGAGCGUGUUCACGAGUCGGAUGCCCCAACGGCUCCAAAGAAGCGCCAAUCAGAGAAGUUCUUCGUCACUUUUCCAUUUCCCUAUAUGAAUGGCAGGCUCCAUUUGGGCCACACUUUCUCGCUGUCAAAGGCGGAGUACUCGGUGCGAUAUCAUCGCUUGAAGGGACGCCGGGUCCUGUGGCCCUUUGGCUUCCAUUGCACCGGAAUGCCCAUAAAAGCCUGCGCUGACAAGCUAACCCGCGAACUGGAACAGUUUGGGUAUCCGCCAAAGUUCCCAGAGAUUGCAGAUGAGGCUCCGGCUCCCGUGGAAACGAAGUCAGAGGUGCCAAAGGACAAGUCCAAGGGUAAGAAGAGCAAAGCGGUGGCCAAAACAGGCACAGCCAAAUACCAAUGGCAGAUCAUGCAGAGUUUGGGGCUCAAGGAUGAGGAGAUCAAGGAUUUCGCCAAUGCCGAGCAUUGGUUGAACUACUUCCCACCGCUGGCGGUGCAGGAUCUUAAGCGGAUUGGCGUGCACAUCGAUUGGCGGCGUACUUUCAUCACCACGGAUGCCAAUCCCUACUUUGAUUCAUUUGUCCGCUGGCAGUUCAAUCACCUAAAGGAGCGCGGCAAGAUCAUGUACGGCAAGAGGUAUACCAUCUAUUCGCCAAAGGAUGGACAGCCCUGCAUGGACCAUGAUCGCAGCACGGGCGAGGGUGUGGGUCCUCAGGAGUACACGCUUAUUAAGAUGAAGGUUCUAGAGAAGCCCAAGGCUUUGAGCUCCAUUAAACAGCCUAUUUACUUGGUGGCCGCCACCCUGCGUCCGGAGACAAUGUACGGUCAGACUAACUGCUGGCUCCAUCCAGACAUCAAGUACAUUGCCUGGCAAACUACCAAAAACAACGAAGUUUGGAUCAGCACACGACGUGCAGCUCGCAACAUGUCUUACCAGGGAUUCACUCCGGAAGAAGGAAACAUUCAAGUGGUGGCUGAAGUUACGGGUCAGGAUCUGUUGGGUACUUCCCUAUCUGCCCCUUUGACGCCACACAAAACCAUUUACACGCUGCCUAUGCUGAGUAUCAAGGAGGAUAAGGGCACAGGUGUGGUGACUUCAGUGCCCUCCGAUUCGCCCGAUGAUUAUGCUGCUCUGGUGGAUCUGCAGAAGAAGGAGGCCUUCCGCCAGAAGUAUGGACUGAAGGAUGAGAUGGUACUGCCAUUUGAGCCCAUACCCAUUAUCGAUGUGCCUACGCUAGGCAAGCUGAGUGCGGUUCAUGCCUAUGAGACACUGAAAAUACAAUCGCAGAACGAUAAGGAGAAGCUUGCGGAGGCUAAGGAGUUGUGCUACUUAAAGAGUUUCUAUGACGGCAUCAUGCUGGUGGGUGAUUUCGCCGGUCGCAAGAUUCAAGAUGUGAAGAAGGAUCUUCAAAAGAGACUAGUCGAUGCCAACGAGGCCGCCAUCUACUAUGAACCCGAGAAGACCAUCAUGUCGCGUUCUGCUGAUGAGUGCGUCGUUGCCUUGUGCAACCAAUGGUACCUUAACUACGGCGAGCCAGUGUGGCAAGCCCAGGCUACCAAGAUCCUCAAGGAUAUGGAAACCUUCCACGAGGAGGCGCGCAAUAACUUUGAGGCCAUCCUGAACUGGCUCCACGAGUAUGCCUGCUCUCGAACCUACGGUCUGGGCACAAAACUCCCCUGGGAUGAGCAAUGGUUGAUUGAAUCUUUGUCGGAUUCCACUAUUUAUAUGGCCUUUUAUACGGUGGUGCAUCUCCUGCAAGGCGGCACCUUCCGCGGCGAGAAGCCAGGACCAUUUGGCAUCAAACCCUCGGACAUGACGUCAGAAAUCUGGGAUUAUAUCUUCUUUAAGGAAACUCCCCUGCCCAAAAAGACGGCCAUCAAGGCGGAAUAUUUGGCAGUGUUGCGCCGCGAGUUUGAGUACUGGUAUCCCAUGGAUCUCCGUGUUUCGGGCAAGGAUCUCAUACAGAAUCACUUGACCUUCUGCCUGUACAAUCACGCAGCCAUUUGGCCAAACGAUGAGACCAAGUGGCCCAAGGGCAUGCGAGUGAAUGGCCAUUUGUUGCUUAAUUCCGCCAAGAUGUCCAAGUCCGAUGGUAAUUUCCUCACGCUGACCGAAGCUGUGGACAAGUUCUCCGCGGAUGGCAUGAGGCUCUGCCUGGCGGAUGCCGGCGACAGUGUGGAGGAUGCUAAUUUCGUGGAGAGCACCGCGGAUGCUGGUAUCCUGCGGUUGUACACUUUCAUUGAGUGGGUCAAGGAGAUGCUCGAGACAAGGAGUAGCCUGAGAAAGGGCGCGGAGAAGACCUUCAACGAUAAAGUCUUUCUCAGUGAAAUCAAUUUGAAAACCCAACAAACUGAUGAUAAUUACCGCAAGAUGCUGUUCAAGGAGGCCUUGAGAAGCGGCUUUUACGAGCUGCAAUUGGCCAGGGAUAAGUACCGGGAGCUGUGCGGCUCUCAGGGUAUGCACGAGGAUCUGGUGCUGGAAUUCAUCCGUCGUCAGGCAUUGCUGGUCUCACCCAUUUGUCCGCAUAUGGCGGAUCAUGUCUGGGGUUUGUUGGGCAACAAAGAGUCCAUCGUUCACGCCCGUUGGCCCGAGGUGGGUGACAUCAAUGAGGUGGACAUCAUGUGCUCUGAAUACCUUAUGGAAGCCGCUCACUCCUUCCGCUUGAACUUGAAGAACUUGCAACAACUGAAGGGCAAGACCAAGGCUGUGGAUCAGGCGGCGGGAAAACCAAAUCGUGGCCUCAUUUGGGUGGCCAAGACCUAUCCUCCGUGGCAGUGCUGUGUCUUGGACACCAUGAGAGAGUUGUUUAACAAAACCCAAGCCCUGCCGGAUAACAAAGUCAUUGCUGCCACGCUGCAACAAAAAGCGGAGCUAAAGAAGUUCAUGAAGCGGGUUAUGCCCUUCGCCCAGAUGAUACGUGAAAAGGUGGAGUCCGGCAAGGGUGUGACUGCAAUGGCUGUCAAUUUGGAGUUCGAUGAGCGUCAGGUGCUCAUUAGUAAUGUGGAUUACCUCAAGAACACACUUGAUCUCGAUGUCCUCGAAAUCAAGUACACGGAUGAUCCGUCGGCCCCAGAGAAAACUCGUGAGGAAGUACGCCCCGGCUCGCCUUUUAUUAACUUCACCGUGGCUCCCAAUGUCAGUGUAGAGCUCACGAAUCCUAUCGAGCGUUCCGCUCUUUUCCAAGUCAACACUGUCAUCUCCGAGGGCGAUACGGUCAAGUCGCUGCGCGAAAAGCUGUCCAAGAUCAUUGGUCUAAAAUCGGAUGCGGCGGCUAACCUGAAGAUUUGGCGUUAUGAUGACCCUCUCUUGGGUCCCCGGAAGAUACCCAACUUCGAGGAUUACAAAACGGGCAAGAGUGUACUGGGCGAGGGUAACUUUAUCCUGGACGUAGACAGCAAGAAAGUGAGCCUGGAGCAGGGCGGUAAGCUAACCGAUGUGGGCAGAAAUCUUAUCUAUGUUGUGGACUAAUCAGAAAGAGCAUCACCGGGUUCGUACGUAAACUUGAAACCUAAUAAACACACAAAAUCGUUGGCUAUUAAAAUAAAGAAGAUCAAAUUUUUUAACAACG